CGUCCCGCCUACCCGCUGCUGGCCGCUGUCCCGCUGGCCGUCUCGCAGCCCGGUGUAUGUGCGGCAACAACAUGUCGGCGCCGCUCCCCGCCAUCGUCCCGGCCGCUAGGAAGGCGACGGCUGCCGUCAUUUUUCUUCAUGGAUUGGGAGAUACCGGGCAUGGAUGGUCAGAAGCACUUGCAGGGAUCAAAAGCCCCCACGUAAAAUACAUUUGCCCACAUGCGCCAGUUAUGCCAGUGUCUUUGAACAUGAACAUGGCCAUGCCAUCAUGGUUUGAUAUCCUUGGACUUUCUCCAGAUUCACAGGAAGAUGAAGCUGGGAUCAAGCAGGCAGCAGAGAAUGUUAAAGCUCUCAUAGAUCAAGAAGUCAAAAAUGGAAUUCCUUCUAAUAGAAUUAUUCUGGGAGGCUUUUCUCAGGGAGGUGCUUUGUCACUGUAUACAGCUCUUACAACUCACCAAAAAUUAGCAGGUGUUGUAGCCCUCAGCUGUUGGCUUCCUCUGCGGGCUUCUUUUCCUCAGGGCCCUAUCAGUGGUGUCAACAAGGACAUUGCUGUUCUUCAGUGCCAUGGGGACUGUGACCCGUUGGUUCCUCUAAUGUUUGGCUCUCUUACUGUUGAGAAACUAAAGAGUAUGAUAAAUCCAGCCAAUGUAACCUUCAGGACUUACUCUGGCAUGAUGCAUAGCUCAUGUAUUGAGGAGAUGAUGGAUGUAAAACAAUUCAUAGACAAACAUCUACCUCCUGUAGACUGAAAUGAUAAGUGAGAAGCCUUCUCUAUACACACACCAGCAUCAACUGUGGUAGAGUGUUAAUCUUUUCAUAUGCCUGAUAAGGGAGCAUUACUUCUGUACCUGCAGUGUUGCUACUGUGUUGCAAAUUUAUACUUAGGAUGAGGAUUAAAUAAUACACAUGUACAAGAAAAGAUAAUCUUUUUUUAGUAUUCAGCAUCCACUGAUGGGACUAUGUGCAUGAGGCAGCUGGUGACAGUGACAGACUGUAAGCUGAGCAUACUGAUCUGAUUGAAGACAUCUCAUGGGUUUUGAUGGCAGAACUAAAUCGAAGCAAGCAGCAUAAAUGUGACCAGUUUAGUUCUACUCUAGGCAUGAUUUGUUCUUAAUACUCACUUUGAAAGCAUAUUAAAACACUUGCUUUAUGUAGGAGAUGCAUAAAGUACACAACAUGUAACAUAAUGGGCAUGUGAUGGUAGAGGAAAUGCUGUCGAGGACAGAGCUUUAAAUAUUAACUGUUAAUUGUUACUCCAGAUAAGGAGAGUUGUUCUUCUAAAAUGGCUGGAAAUCAGUGUAGGUAUUUUUUAUGUUUAAACCACCUCACUUUUUAACUGUUUUCAUCUAGGUGGAUAUUGUGGAAACUCUAAAGGGACUCAUUCUGUGGUAGACCAUCAUUUGUCACUUAACUGUCUUUGUUUUGAUUCCUGUAAACUCAUGCCAAAUGCUGACUUGGAAUAGAAUUCUGAAAAAGUGCAAAGGAUUCAUUAAAAAAAAUAAUUCCUGGUUUCAUACUGAAUGUUCCUCUUGUGCUUUAGUCUUUGUAGCUUGCAUUGGUGUAGAAAUGUUGAUGUACUUCAUGGGAGCAAUUCCAGCCUAUAGUUGUGAUUUGUCUGUGUGCUUGGAGUAACUGAAAACAACGUAGCUUGUGUAGCUUUGUGUAUUGUUGAAGUCUGAUCUGUAGCAGUCAUUGACUGAUUUGAUCUUUUUUUAACAGAAAUACAAGGGCAGUUGGGAUAUAACCUCAGCUUUCAGUUGAUACCAUCUAAUGCUUUCUUUUACUGCAUGUUGAGACUUGAUUGUUUUCUGGAGAAAAAAAAAGAACAAAUAAUUCUAUUUUCAGAUAAUUGUUCUACAUUACUCUAGAUCAAUAUAGCCUAGGAACAUGAUGAAGACCUACUAUGGGGAAAAAACAAACCUACAAGGUACAGAAUGUCCCUUCUUUAAGAAGCAUAAAAUUAUGGAGCACACUGGGUCACAGAAAUUGAUGCACACUCAAGCCUUUUACAGUUAAGAGCCAUAAUUUACUUUUGGAAACAGCUAUUCUUUUGUGGAGCUGGUAGGCUGUCAUCCCACUAGGAGUGUUUACAAAACACUACAGUUUCUAACACAAUAUGAUGCAUAACAAUGUUCUAUACUAUGUUUGUAAGCAAAGAAUAUUCCUGUUUUGGAUCCAUCUGUCCUGUCAGCUCUGUGUUUCAUACAUGCAUCUAAGGUACUUUCUCCUCUCCCAGCUUAAUCAGGUGGUUCUCUUACAGUUUAGAUGGAUUUACAUCCAAGCCAGCUGCCAGUACAAGGAAUUAGACCUUUAUAUCCCUUCAGUAACAGAGCUGCUGCCAGAAAUCUGACUUUUUUUACCUAGUGCAAGUUCUCAGUUUUCAGGGUUUUUUUCCAUAUGUAUUGCACUUCAAUUUUAGGAAGCUGUUAGUUUUUUUCCUAAUUCAUCUUCUUUGGAUUAUUGAACAUCUCUUAAUAUGUAAAAUUGCAAAGGGGGUUUUAUCUAAGUGAUGUUGAAGCACUUCUAGCUCUUCCAUCUGGUGGAGAGGGCAUGUCUAUUAACUUUGAAGUUUAAUUAGUAUUUUCCCUCAGCCACUCUGUUCUAUAGAUCUGCCAAUUUGUCUUUCAGUUAAUUUAGUGCACAGAAGAAACCAUAAUAUUCUUACUGUAGUUGUGCCAAGAUUCUGUUGAAAAAACAAUAUGUACUAGCUUGGAGUCAUUCCCAAAUUGCAUUAGCUAACUUUGUAGUCCUGCUGAAUUGCAAACUUGGUAAGCAAACCCUCUGUUGCUCUCCUAGUUCUCAGUUUUAUCCUCAUUCCUCUCUUGCCUAAACAAUGGUAUGUAUCCCAUCUUCUUGCACAGGCUUCUAGUUUUUCCCUUAUUUUAUCUGUUUGUAAAUUAUUUGAUAAUGCUGUUCAGCUCUCUUGUCAAACUCCUGAUCCACUGUGCUCAUUUUACGUAAUCUCUGUUAGAAUGAGUUUAAAUAUUAUUUCCAAGAUGUUGAAAUGAGAUCAGUCCCAGUUCAUUCUGUUAGCUUCCUAACACUGUCUUCAGCUUGGUGAACUGUGCUUGCAGCUUGUCAGUUUCUAGUACUUGAGCAUUUUAGUCCCAGUCAGCUACAGUUGCCACCUCCACAGUGUUUUCAGAUGUUUUUCUAGGAAUGCUUUAUGUGCUUUGUUCAAAUUCUCAAUAUUUUUUACUUUCUUUUUUUAUACUGUUGCUUUGCUGCUUGCUUUAUCUACAAAGAGCUGUCUUGCCAAAGGAAAUAAAUGUGACUUGGAAUUUCUCUACGAAGAAUUCACCUGGUGGUUCUUUUUGCAGGACUGUGUGUAUGUUGUAGUUGGGGGAUGCUAAAGAGCCCAGAAGGCAGAGCAAACCUGAAGGACAACUGUCUUCUCCUAUAUUACAAUGUGUAUCUUGAGCUCUUGUAACUUCCCAGCUGGUUGGGAAGCUCUGUGUGUCAUCUUGAAGCCAAACUUCUUCACAGCCUGAAGUGAUUUGAUACUGGGAUUGUUAUUGUAAUUGCAUUAAUCUUUGGGGUGAGUGAUAGGUCAGUCUAAUGUAGUGGCCUUCAUAAUAACUUCAUUACAGUGGAGAAGUUGGACUGUCAGUGUUCUAAAUGUCAGUGUCCUGUCCUCAUAAACUACAGUUUGAAACUGUGUUCAGGACCAGGUUGGAUGAGGCCUUGAGCAGCUGAGCCUAGUGGAGGGGCACCCCUUCCCAUAGCAGGGAAAUUGAUGAUCUCUUCCAACCUAAGCCAUUCUAUGAGUAAAGUUUAUUUUCUGUAAUGUUAGACUUUCCCCCAAAAGGGAUGAUGUCUGUCAAGCCUGCAAAAGCAUUGGUACCAAAAUACCUUGCUUGCAGGUUGCUUCAUUUCAAUAGGUAUCUAACUGCCU
Messenger RNA from Dryobates pubescens (Downy woodpecker), 3895 nucleotides. RefSeq names its product lysophospholipase 1 (gene LYPLA1). The transcript is spliced from 9 exons. Lineage: Eukaryota; Metazoa; Chordata; Aves; Piciformes; Picidae. Gene Ontology annotation, biological process: protein depalmitoylation. The record is from RefSeq and is a predicted model, not a curated record. Gene Ontology annotation, cellular component: cytoplasm. Gene Ontology annotation, molecular function: palmitoyl-(protein) hydrolase activity; carboxylic ester hydrolase activity. The coding region runs from base 57 to 749 and encodes 230 amino acids.